CGCUAGGAGUGGUCUGUCCAAAAACGACACUCCUCCGUGUUCUCACACUAGUAACUACAAUAUCUGCGCGACAGGAGACGUCGGAGAGGGUGGGCGUAGGGACGAACUCCUCCGAUGUUUAGGACUAUAUUUCUUUCAAGACCGUUUACCUUUUUUUUUAAACACAUUGUAAAUCAGAAACUGUAUUUGAAAUUAGUAUGUACGGCUCUCAAAAUAGACUUCCGACAAUGAGUCGGAGGACUAAUUCUCGACCAGACCUGACAAGCGGCACUCAGUUCGUCGUUGGUGGAAACAGCUAUCAACAGGAAUAUGGAGACGGAUACAACUAUUCACAAACUUUCUCCAAAACGUCCAUGGGGGGAGGUGGUGGAGGCUACGGAGGGGGACUUGGAGGGGGGGCAAGUGUGCAGAGCAUCCAACACAAAGCUUCCUUCCUGCAAAGCCAGUGUCAUGAGUACCUGCAGAGAGUACAGCAGAUUCUCCAGGCAGGUGGUCCAGCGGGGGAGGUGGACAAGCUAAUGAGUAUGUCUUCUGAGGCCAUAGACCAGCUGAAGGGAUGUGCCAUGGAGCUGCAGCACAUGAAACAACCCAAAGACAACAUCAUCAAGAGCAUACAGCAUCUCCAGAACAUGCAGAGUGGGAUCACCUCCUCCAUCACUGGCUCGACCCAGAGGAAGAGCAGGGGCAGCAUUGGCUGGGAAGAGAGGGGGAGGACCUACACUGAUGCCAUGUCUUGGAUCGGCCAACAGAAGCGUCUGAUCGAGACGUCUCCGUGGGGUGAGGACGCAGCCGCCAUCGAGCAACAGAUCCUGAACCAGAACAAGUUCCACAGCUCUAUACAGAGGAGCCAAGAGGUGGAACGUGCCAGAGAUGAGCUGGCCCAAAAUGAUGACAAGGGUGGCCUUCAUUCCCUACAGCAAGAAUGGGACAGUCUUCAGAAAAUGUCAUUUGCUCGUACGGGCCAGCUGAGAGAGCUGCAGAACAUGAUCGAGGAGAUCUCCAGGGCCAUCAUGUGGGUCAACGAGAGAGAGGAGGAGGAGCUGGUGUUCAACUGGGGAGACAAGAACAUCGACGUCUACAUCCCCAAGAAACAGGAAAGCUACUCCAAACUGAUGAGUGCCCUGGAGGUAAAGGAGAAGGAGCUAAACAAACUGAAGCAAAAAGUCGAUGGCCUCCUGAAGAACAAUCACCCAGCCUCAGACAAGAUCGAGGCCUACAUGGACACUCUGCAGACCCAGUGGAGCUGGCUCCUCCAGAUCACCAAGUGUAUUCAUGUCCAUCUGAAGGAGAACGCUGCCUACAGUCAGUUCUUCAAGGAGGCCAAUGAGACCUACAGCAAGCUGCAGAAGGAGCAUGAGAACAUCCGUAAGAAGUUCACCUGUGAUAAAGGAACAUCUCUGGAGAACCUCACUGAGCUCCUCAGGAACCUUGAGAGAGAGAAGGAGACGAUCAUGGAGAAUAAGAGGCAGGUCAAAAACCUGGUCAACAAGUCCAAGAGCAUCGUGAGGCUGAGACCACGUAACCCUGAGGAGAAGAGUAGUAGUCCUAGUCCUGUUAUAGUACAGGCCCUGUGUGACUUCAAGCAAGACCAGAAAGGGAUCUUCAAGGGGGACGAGGGCAUCCUGACGGACAACACCCAGCGCAGUAAGUGGCACGUGACGGGUCCUGGAGGUCUGGACAUGCUGAUCCCAUCUGUGUGCCUCCUCAUCCCCCCUCCCAACCCCCUCAGCAUUGGACUGGCCAACAAGAAUGAGCAGUACUACGAGGCCAUCAUGGGCAUCUGGAAUCAGCUCUACAUCAACAUCAAGAGCCUCAUCUCCUGGCAGUACUGUGUUAAAGACAUCAACCACAUUAACUCUCUCACCCUCACCAUGCUGUCCCAGAUGCGUCCUGAGGAGUACCGUAACAUCAUAAAGAGUCUGGAGACUCACUACCAGGAGUUUCUCCGCAGCAGCCAAGGCUCCGAGAUGUUUGGAGAGGAUGAGAAGAAGAAGAUGGAGGGCCAGUAUUCUGGAGCCCAGACCCACUACGACACACUGGUCAUAGGGCUGCCUACAUACAAUCAAUCCAAAGUGGACGUGGUCAAGCAGGAGGUGGUCAAGCUGGUGGUCCAGCAUGAGCCGCCCAUCAAGGCGGAGACAACCAAUACCUUGCAGAGCUCUACCCUCAGCCUGACCCUGCUUAGUGACCUCCACGCCCUCAGACGCAGGCUGGAGCUGGCCGAGUCCGGCCUUAGCCACCACCUCCAUGUGCCCCUGGGGGAGAACAGUGUGCAGGAGUGCUCACAGCGUCUCCUAAAGCUGGAGGGCAUACGCCAUAAUCUGGACGGGGUGCGUGAUGAGUACCUGAGGCUAAGGGAGAGGGUCCUCAGGCAGCUGGAAGGGACAGCAGCAGACUCAGAGCAGGCCAAGUUCCUCAGGAAAGAGCUGGACCUCCUCAACCAGAAACUGGGAGAUCUGCAGGGACUAUCCUCUGCCUACCUCCAGAGACUGUCAUAUCUGCGGAACUUGCUCCAGAGCCUCCUCCAGGCUGAGGAUGUCAUCAAGGUCCACGAGGCCCGUCUGACUGAGAAGGAGACCACCUCCCUGGAUCUCAACGAGGUGGAGCACUACAGAUCCUCCCUCAAGCAAAUGAAGUCUGAACUGGAACAUAAGAGAGACUUGCUGAAGGCCAUGGAGAGUGACCUGGUCAAUGCAGUGCACGUGAACAGUCAGAUCUCCGCCUCCUUCCACAAGUGUGAUGUGGACCUGUCCAAGUACGCUGACCUGGUGGGUCAGAUGUCUGACCGCUGGCGACGCAUCCAGACCCAGAUUGACAGCAGAGUGUGGGACCUGGAGAAGCAGGAGAAACAGCUAAGACAUUUCCAGCAGAGCAGUGGAGUGUUAGACCAGUGGAUAGACAAUGCUAAACAGCGCCAGGACACCCUGCAGGCAGCCAAGUUCAGCGACAUCCAGAACCUCAUGGAGCACCUCAACAGACAGAAGGUGCUGCACAGUGAGAUCAAAGGGAAGAAGGAGAAGGUGGAGGUUGUACAGAAGGAUGCAAACACCUGCGCUGCCUCCAUCAAGGACUAUGAGCUGCAGUUGGCCUCCUACAGUGCUGGACUGGAGACCCUGCUGAACAUCCCCAUUAAGAGAACCGUGCUCCAGUCCCCUGCCACUGUGGUCAGAGAAGAGGCAACUGACCUCCAGUCUCGCUACAUUGAGCUCCUGACCCGCUCCAGUGAUUAUUACAAGUUCCUGGGGGAGAUGUUGAAAAACAUGGAGGAACUGAAGAUAAGGAACACCAAGAUCGAGCUUCUGGAGGAGGAGCUGAGGCGUCUGAAGGAUAACAUCCAGGACCACUGCGAGAAGAACCGUUCCUUACAGGAUGCCCUGUCCAGCUAUAAGCUAGAGCUCUCACAGUCUCAAGAACAGCUCAUCUCCAUGGAGGAGGUGAAGAGGACCACAGCCAUGCAGGCCAGCGUGGCAAGGGAGAGCCUGGACACCACCAGCAGCCAGCUGACUGAGCUCAGUGACAAGCUGGCCCGCCUCACCUACCAGCUGGAUGAGGAGAAGAGGAAGAGGAGGCUGGCCGAGGAGCGCUAUACGAGCCAGCAGGAAGAGUACGAGGCAGCCGUGCGCCGGCGCCAGAAGGAGCUGGACGAGGUCAACUGGUCCAAGAUUGACCUGGAGAAAGCGGUGAAGGACAAGGAGCGUGAGCUGGAGAGGCUCAGGAUGCAGCUGGAAGAGGAGGCCACAAGGAGGCGCGGGGCGGAACAGGAUAUCUCUAAGGUAAGAACGCAGUGCAACCAGGAGAUUAGUAACCUUAAGCUAAACUAUGAGUCGGAGAUACGUGUCACCAAGACCACCAUCCUCAAGGCUUCUCAGCAGAAACAAGAGGACAUGGCCGAGCUCAAACUGCAGUGUGAAAGACUAGAAGCUGAUAAGAGUGAUCUUGAAGAGGAGCUGAGGAGUUUGAGACUAUCUGUGACUCAGACUGAGGAUAUGAGGAGGAAGGCAGAGGAGGAGGCCCACCAGCAGAGGUCUAAGGGGACGGAGGAGUCGAGGAGGAGGAGAGAGCUGGAGAUACAGCUCCAGACCCUGGUCACCCAGAGAGGAGAAGAGGAGCUAAGGCAGAAAGAAGCAUUGGCCGAGGCCAUCAAGAGCAGCCAUGAAAAGAGCAGGCAGAUCAGCCUGCUCACAUACAACCUAGAUGAGGAGGGCAAGUGUAGGAGUGCCCUGGAGAUAGAGGUCAUCAAGCUGAGGCAGUCCUACACUGAGCUGCAGACCAGUAAGACCACCUCUCGGGAGGUCAUCAACAAGCUCAAAAGCUCAGAACAGGAGAUACACCUGGUCCGAGUGGAGCUCAAAAAGCAGACCAAUGAGAGGACCAAGGCUGAGAUGACGUCCGCCAGUCUUCAGAGCCGCAUCCGGGACGUGCAGGUCAUGGUGAACAGUCUAGAAGCGGAGGUGGAAAAGCAGAAGAGAACCACCCAGGAUGAGUUCACCCGCAGGAAGAGGAUAGAGUCUGAGCUGAAGAAGAUGACGCAGAGCUGCAGAGAACACACCGCCACCAUCAACACCCUCCAGGCCAGGCAGGAAGAGGUGUCCACCUCAGAAAGGAAGUAUGAUCAGGAGCUCCGGCCUCUCCAGGAGGCUCUGGACAAGAGCUUGCGUGUGCACACAGCUACCACAGAUCGCCUGGGUCAGGUAUCCGCAGAGCUAAAGGCACUCCAACAGCAGCUCCUACAGGCGCAUGCGAAGGUCCGUGAGGUCAAUCUCCGCAACGAGAGCCUCUACAAAACCAUUGAGGAGAAGAGCCGGCUGCUCAAUGAUGCCACCACAGAAAUCGAGAAACUCCAGUGCCUGACCCAGAAGCUGACCAAGGAGAGGCUGAGGCUGGAGGAGGAAAUGAGAGGAGUAAAGCAGGAGAAAGAACAACUGAAACUUGACAGAGAUACAUCCCAGAUCUCUUCCCUGCAUGUCCAGCUCCAGAGCAGCAGCAAGAUGACACUGGAACUUCAAGCGCUCAUCAAGGACAUGACCAAGGAGAGGGAAAAACUCAAAUCGGAUUUAGACAAAGUCCAAAAGCAAUCAUUUGAGACCUCCAUGAUGGUGCAGCAGUCUCAGAACCACUACACUGAGAUCCUGUCUGAGAGGGACACCCUUCUGAUCAAGUUGAAGCAGCUGGAACAGGAUAAGACUCGCCAGGGUCGCUAUGAAGAGGAACUGAACCGCGUCAAGGUCUCCCUUGAGACUGAGCUCCGCAACAAACAGCGUCUCCAGGAAGAAAGAGACAAGAUCCACAAGGACUUUACUUACUGGAAGAGCCAGUAUGAACUGAAGGAGGGGCAGAUGAGGCAAUGUGACUCAGACAAGGACAAGAUGGAGAGGGAGAGGCUCUCCCUGAAGAGCGAUUUGGAGCGUAUGAUGGUGGAGCUGAGGACUGUGGAGGAGAGGUAUAAGGGCAGGCUGCAAAGCUCACAGGGGGAAGUGUCGGAUCUGGCCCUGAAGAGAGAUUCCCUGGAGAGGGAGCUAAGGAGGCUGCAGCAGAGGCCUGACUCCAUGAGCAUCCAGACCCAGACGGACGAGAAAGUGGUCACUGUGGAUCCGUCCAAGCUGGUGUUCGAUGGGGUUCGCCGAAAGGUCACCGCCCACCAGCUGUGUGAUUGUGGCAUCAUAAGCAAGGCCACACUGGAGCAGUUGCUGAAGGGAAAGAGGACCGUGGAGGAUGUGGCCGUCGACAUCCAGCUCAGCCUAAAGGGAACAGGCGUCAUUGCAGGGAUGGUCAGAGGCCCCCACGGCAGGAUGUCCAUCACUGAGGCCAAGACCAAGAACCUGCUCAGCCAAGAGAGUGCCAUCAUGCUACUGGAGGCCCAAGCUGCCACCGGCCACAUCAUGGACCCCAAAUUCAACGAGAAGAUGUCAGUUGAUGCUGCCUGCUCCAGAGGGGUGGUGGACACAGACGAUAGAGACACCCUGAUGACAGCUGAAGCAGCCGGCACAGGCUUCAAGGACCCAUACACCGGAAAGCUGCUGUCCAUCGGACAGGCUCUAAAGCAAAACCGUCUGGACAAGAAGACAGCCCUCCGUUUGCUGCAGGCUCAGGAGUCCGUUGGCGGCAUCCUGGACCCCGUUCUGAGCGUGUUCCUGCCUAAAGACCUUGCGCUUGAUCGCAACCUGAUCGACGAAGACCUCUACAGGGCUCUGAACAAGAAACCUGCCUGCUAUCUGGACCCAAUCACCGAGGAGAAGAUCAGCUACAGUGAUCUGAGGCUGAAGUGUAGGAUGGAGCCCGCCUCUGGCCUGCUGCUCCUUCCAGUCCCAGAGAAGACCAUGACCGUGCAGGGUCUCAGGGGAGAGGUGUCUGUCACAGAGCUGAUCAACUCCAACCUGCUGUCUGAGACCGAUGUGCAAAAGCUGAACCAGGGAAAGCUCAGCAGCAAGGAAAUUGAGGACAAGCUCAAGAACUACCUGCAUGGUUCUACCUGUAUUGCGGGGAUCUAUGAUGAGGCAAACAACAGGAUCAUGACCAUCUACCAGGCCAUGAAGGAAGGUCUGCUCAGACGAGGAACCACCCUGGAACUUCUGGAAGCCCAGGCUGCCUCCGGCUUUGUGAUCGACCCUAUCAACAAUGUCUGCAUGAAUGUAGAGGAGGCCUGGAAGAGAGGCCUUGUGGGCAAAGAGUUCAAAGACAAGCUGAUGUCUGCAGAGAAAGCAGUCACUGGAUACAAAGACCCCCACACUGGCAACACCAUCUCCCUCUUCCAAGCCAUCGAGAAGGAUCUGAUUGAGAAGGGCCAUGGGAUCAGGCUUCUAGAGGCUCAGAUCGCCAGUGGUGGCAUCAUCGACCCCAAGGAGAGCCACCGUAUCGAUGUAGACAUUGCCUACAAGAGGGGCUACUUUGAUGAAGAAAUGAAUGAGAUCCUGACCUACGAAGGAGACGACACCAAGGGCUUCUUUGACCCCAACACCCAGGAGAACCUGACCUAUCUGCAGCUGAAGGAGAGGUGUAUCACCGACCCCAAGACUGGUCUGGUUCUUCUGCCUUUGAGGGACAAGACCAAUCCUCAGCAGAUGGUUCAGCAGAGCAGCCAGAAGAACAUCCUGCGUAAGAGGAGGGUAGUGAUCGUAGACCCUGACACUGGAAAAGAGAUGACCGUGAGGGAAGCCUACCAUAAAGAGCUCAUCGACUAUGACACCUUUCUGGAUCUCUCAGAGCAGGAGUGUGAGUGGGAGGAGAUCACCAUCAGAGCUUCUGAUGGUUCAGCCCGUAUGGUUGUGGUGGACAGGAAGACAGGUGCACAGUAUGACAUCCAGGACUCCCUGGACCGCGGCAUCAUCGACCAGACCUCCCUAGAUCAGUAUCGUUUAGGAACCCUGACUCUGACCAAGUUUGCCGACCUCAUCACCAGCAAGAGCAGCCUGAGUGAGCUGUCAAUCACCGCCAGCAACAUGGAAGAUGUGGCCACCUGCACCAGUCCCACCCAGGCCUGCCCUUCUUCCCCCACCGUCCGCAAGCGCUUCAACAGCAUAUCCAUCACCUUCUCCCCAACAGCUGAGUUUGAUGAAGGGAGCCCCAUAGCGGCCAUCUUUGACAUGGAGACAAUGGAGAAGAUCACCAUCCCAGAGGCUCUACGGAGAGGCAUAGUUGAUGCCAUUACAGCUCAGAAGCUUUUGGAGGCCCAGGCCUGUACUGGAGGCAUCAUCAACCCCACCAAUGGCCAGCGGCUUAACCUGCAGGAUGCCGUCCACCAAGGCCUCAUCGAUGAUGACAUGGCCACCAAGCUGAAGCCAGCCCAGAAAGCCUUCAUGGGCUUCGAGGAUGUGAAGACUAAGAGGAAGAUGUCUGUGGUCGAGGCCAUGAAGGAGGAAUGGCUGCCUUACGAGGCUGGCACAAGGUUCAUGGAGUUCCAGUAUCUGACAGGAGGGCUUUUAGAACCCGGCAAGGGACAGAAGACCAGCAUUGAGACGGCCAUCCGGAGGGGCUGGCUGGAUGGGAAAGGAGCACAGAAGCUUCAGGACACAAGGAGCCAUACCAAGAACCUGACCUGCCCCAAGACCAAGCUGAAGAUCUCCUACAAAGAGGCCAUGGACAGCUGCAUGGUGGAGGAAGGCAAUGGCAUGAAGAUGCUCCAGGCUUCCUCCAUGUCCAGCAAGGGCAUUAGCAGCCCUUACAACGUGUCCAACCCAGGCUCCCGUUCGGGCUCCAGGGCUGGCUCACUGGCCACCUCUCGUACUGGGUCCAGGAGUGGCUCCCGCAGGGGCAGUGUGGAUUACUCCUCCAGCUACAGCACCUUCACCAGUUCUGCCUCCAACACCUUAAGCGUCAACUCAAAGUUCUAAUAUUAAAACACACAUAUGGGGAAGGAGGGUGUGGAGUAGUUGUUUUUGGGUCUGAAAAUUAAAGCCUGGUCUUACCCAAGCCCGAUGAGCUGAAGCCCGAGCUCAGGCCCGGUCCGACAUCAUAGAAAUGUUAUGAACCCAAACCCCCCAAAAAAGCUAGAUUUCUAGAAGACAUCAUAUUGAUUUAAACUGAGAACGAUGCGGCGGAAGCGGUAGGCAGCGGAGUGAGGAGACGUGGAAACAGCCCUUGUCUUAGAAAAGCGAGAAGAGAGAGGAAAACUCACCUUAGGCCUAGUUAUGAUCAACUGAAUUACGAAAAUAUUGGAAUUAAGUAUGCUAUAGGCUAAUGCAAUUGAAGGCAUGUAUCACAUUUUUGCUUAUGGAAACUCCCAAAGUCAUAUCCAACCGUUAGCCUAUAAUACAUUUAAAGCAGUAGCCAUGGGUGGUCAACCUUGAUGAUAUUUUCAGCACCGUUUUGAUUGGGACAGUGCCUUCGCGCUGCUUUUAGACAAGCGUGGGGGUUUGUUUUCACUGAAUCACCGUUUGGAUAUGUGUUUACAAUUAGGCUGGGAAAAUGUUAGCUAAGUUGAGGUGAGUGCUCAUGAGCCUGUUAUAUAGCUUAACAUGUGGAUUUUACUCUUCACUCCCAUAGUUACCUAAACCUUGUGACUUGUCUGAUAAUCAAUCAAUGUUAUUUUGUUUCACUGAGUCUGUAUAAUUGGUUGAUCUCUGGCUGGGCAAAUAAGUGGAGGUGGUAGCUCAUUUAUUAGUUUGCUCAUCUUGUCACCGAUCAGCAACAUUUUGCAUGCAAUAAUGUAGCCUAAAUCAAGUUCAUAUUUUGCACUUGACUCUGUAUAGGCAACUCCAAAAGCCUGCAGAGGUUAUAGAAAUAUGAACACGAGACUCACAUGCUUUUGAAAAUAUUGGUUGCUAUUAUUUUCUAUUGGUAUCAUGAUGAAUGAACUAAGUGUUAUCAUUAUUAUUAUUAUCAUCAUCAUUAUCAGGCCUGGUAGGCUGUAGUAAACGUAUAUAAUCUAUUCACCAUCGAGAUGAGAGCACAUCCUGCUUUAGCUGUUUUAGCGAAAUUUACAUCAAUAUUUAAUCUCAGUCAUUCAUUCAUGUCAUUACACAGCAUACAAGUCACUCAUGGCCUUAAAUACAAUCAGGCAUUUUAUUUUGAAAAUGAAAUAACAAAGGGAGCCUUGAAUAAUUAAACAAUAAGUCUAGAAAUUAAACCAUUUUUAAUCUAACACCUGUUUGGCACACAAAUGCGCACGCAGGGCUCGGUCCUACCCUCCCUGUUCUCCUUCAUCAUUAAGCCUAGUAGAGGGAGGGGGAGAGAGAUUUUUAGAGAGAGAGCAGUAGUAGAAGCAAAGGUACGCUAGUAUUCACGAAGACAAUCACGGUCCAAAAAUGUAUUUUACACAGUGCGGCAAAUCUGAACCCCAUCCGGCCCGAAUAAAUUCUCCGAACUCCAUGUCCAGCGGUCGGGUUUGGGCUGAAAAUGACAACUCUAGUGUGGAGUAGAUGGGGGUAGAUGUGAUGUGGCACAUUUGUUAUGGUUGAGGAGAGGGAAAGUGGGUUAGAUGGGGUGCAAUUUGUGAUGUGGUAUAUCUUUCAUUGAUUGGGUCGGGUUUGGGCUGAAAAUGGCAACUCUAGUGUAGAGUAGAUGGGGGUAGAUGUGAUGUAGCACAUUUGCUAUGGUUGAGGAGAGGGAAAGUGGGUUAGAUAGGGUAGAAUUUGUGAUGUGGUAUAUCUUUCAUUGAUUGAUUGUGUUUAGUUUGGUUUGUUCUGUUAGCUAAAUCUGGUUUGGGGGUAUAAAGGUUGAACAUAUUCAACCAUUUGAUGGAUAACAGUUUGUUAGAAUGAAAUCUAAAAUCCAUGUAGAUGUUUAGAUUUUUUUUUAACUUGAAAAUAAAUGUAGUAUUGAAAUAUAUAACAUUUUACCAAAUGUUUUGUUGUUAUGUAAAGGGAAUAUCUUACUGCUUCAAUGUCCUUGACUCACAGCAUCUAACCUACAAUGUCUACAAUAUUAAUUUAUCUGACUUUUAAUUUUGCUUUUAUAUCACUCAAUCACUGGCAAACAUUUGCUGAUCUGAUUUUGGUUUUCAAGCAAUCCUUUGAAGUAACAAUGAAUGUACUUGACAAUGACUUACGCCUUACAACACAAUGUCCCAAUGGUACUGAAUUACAAAACAAGUAAUAAACCAUUAUGAAUAGAUUUUAUGUAAUGAUAUAUUUUGUAUUCCAAACAAUUGAAAAAUAAAAGUUAAUUUCCCAA
Oncorhynchus masou masou (cherry salmon) is the source of this 10608-nucleotide messenger RNA. RefSeq names its product desmoplakin-A-like. Gene Ontology annotation, cellular component: cytoskeleton; intercalated disc; intermediate filament. The record is from RefSeq and is a predicted model, not a curated record. Bases 198 to 8327 code for a protein of 2709 amino acids. Gene Ontology annotation, biological process: cell-cell adhesion; wound healing; intermediate filament cytoskeleton organization. NCBI's taxonomy places the organism in Eukaryota, Metazoa, Chordata, Actinopteri, Salmoniformes, Salmonidae. Gene Ontology annotation, molecular function: structural molecule activity. The transcript has 24 exons.